Messenger RNA from Thalassophryne amazonica, 732 nucleotides. It is a transcript of the gene ccdc58, whose product is annotated as coiled-coil domain containing 58. NCBI's taxonomy places the organism in Eukaryota, Metazoa, Chordata, Actinopteri, Batrachoidiformes, Batrachoididae. The transcript is spliced from 5 exons. Gene Ontology annotation, cellular component: mitochondrion; mitochondrial intermembrane space. Bases 49 to 501 code for a protein of 150 amino acids. The record is from RefSeq and is a predicted model, not a curated record.
GUCUUGGACAGCCUGCCCUUGUCGCUAGAAAGGACCCAGCUCACCACUAUGGCGGUGCCCGGUGGAACUUUAACGCCCGAUGGAACUUUAAGCUGUGAGGACUUUUCAAUGUUCCAGGAGGUUUUGAAGGUAAUGCGGACCAUAGAUGAUCGUAUUGUGUAUGCCCUGAACACCACCGUGCCCACAGUUUCCUUCUCUGACAAAGUGGAUGCAACACAAAGAUGCAAAGAGCUCUAUGAAUCUAUGAUGGAGGCUCAUCAAAGAAGGGACAAAGCUAUCAAGAGUUGUAUCGCCCAGACAUCUGAGGUGGUGGGACAACUGCGUGAAGAACGAGCAAAAGAUAAUGACAACUUGGAGCUUAUCAAACAGCUCAGAAAGGAGCAGACCAAACUAAAGCUGAUGCAGUCAGAGUUGAAUGUUGAAGAAGUUGUCAAUGACAGAAGUUUGAAGGUAUUCCGGGAACGGUGCAGAAUCCAUUACACGCCUCCAAAGGUGAAGUAAAGCUGUGCUGUGAGGAGCUGCUUCACUUGAGGACUUGAACUGGACUGGAGCUGAAACUGUGUCAUGGUGCUGCAUCCUGACACCAGGCUGCUCGUGGUCCAGACCUCUCUGACUUCCUCUCCACAAUAACUCUAUUCCAUUGUUUGUUGUUGCCACCAGUGUUGUGUGCUUCUUUCGCAUUGUUCAAAAAUAAUAAUUUUUUUUAAAGGUUAAUGAAAUGUUUUCAAGUGA